Prorocentrum cordatum is the source of this 684-nucleotide messenger RNA. The record is from the annotation of a GenBank genome assembly. Lineage: Eukaryota; Dinophyceae; Prorocentrales; Prorocentraceae.
AUGCAGGGCUACGGCUACGCGGUGCAGGCGCCGUGCGCCUGCGCUCAGUAUGGGCAGGUGCCUCACAUGAUGAUGGCGCAGCAGCAGAUGCCUCCGAUGACCAGCGACGUCUUCGUAGAGGUGAUGCCUCAGGUGGCGCCGAACUUCAACAGGGGGCCCAACGGCACCUUCGUCAUGGACCUCCCGCCGAUAGCCGUCAGGCUGCAGACCAGCUGCACUCCGGGGCUCCCGCAGGUCCCGGGCUUGGUGCCCUUCAAGCCCUGCGAGGAGUUCUACGUCUUGCUCCCCGAGCUCCAGCGAGUCAUCUUCGACCCCAACACCGGCAACCCGCCCGGGGGCAUGGUGCAGACCCAGGUCCAGAAGAGCGGGGCGGUGCUGGAGGCUCCUCCCAACGUCACGCUGAACGCUCAGUGCAAGGCAAACUCGCCUUUUGGUUCCCUCAUUCUGGAGGACAUCCAGACCUGCAACGGGCAUUCGCAAAAAAUCGGGGAGACUUCCCUCGACUACCGCCUGCAGGUGGACGCCCACAUGAACAUGAACCACGGUGCCGGCAACAUGGGCUCCAACAGACUGGAGGUCCUGUUCUGCUUCACCUUCCAGGCCCAAGUUCGCCUGGGCGGGACCGGUCCCGCCCAAGCCACGAUGGCCGCAGGCAUGGGAGGCUACGGCGGGGCAUAUGGCUAG